Molecule: messenger RNA, 1084 nt
Organism: Botrytis cinerea B05.10
Lineage: Eukaryota; Fungi; Ascomycota; Leotiomycetes; Helotiales; Sclerotiniaceae
Exons: 8
Coding region: 61-777 (238 amino acids)
Source: RefSeq, a predicted model, not a curated record
GUUACUCAUAUCUAUCUCCACUCUUACCAUUUCACCUACUACAAACAAAUUACAUUCAAUAUGCUUUUCUCAAGAGACUUUAUUAUGCUUUUGGCAUUCGCCGCCGUUGGCGCUGUCGCUGCACCUGUUGCAGAGCCUCAACCAGAAGCCAAAGCUGAUGCUUCUCCAGCGGACUAUGGCGACUACGGUGACUAUGGCGAUUACGGAAACUAUGGAACAUACGAGAAAUACCCAUCCUCUUCCUCCGUUACACCUACACCAACACCAACACCAACUGGAUAUGGUAGCUAUGCCAGCUACGGUACCUACAAGAACAAGAAAGUUAGAGAAGCCGCCCCAGAGCCUGCUCCAGUAGCAAAGCGUGAUGAUUAUGGAAACUAUGGAGACUAUGGUGACUACGGAAACUACGGCAACUACGAGAACUACCCUUCCGCUACCUCUUCUGCUACCUCUUCUGCCACCCCUUCAAGCUCCUCGUCAAGCUCUUCAUCAGCUACACCAACUCCAACUCCAACCGGUUACGGUUCAUACGCAAGCUACGGAGCAUACAAGAACAAGAAAGCACGUGCUCCAGAAGCCAACCCAGAAGACUAUGGAAACUACGGUGACUACGGUGAUUACGGCAACUACGAGAACUACACCCCUGCCUCCACCUCCUCCACAUCCACAUCCACCGUCACCCCAACUCCCACUCCUACCCCAACCGGCUACACAAACUACGGCUCCUACGGUACCUACGACAACUACAAGCGCGAAGCCGAUAACGUUCAAGCUUAAGCCGAUGAACUAUUUGACGAGUUUUAUUUUGUAAUUACUACACUCCUUUAUGACUGAAUGAUAUACGCCCCUUUUAAAUAAAUAAUGAUUAUUAUAAUGAUACGAUAUGGUAUGAAACUGCUCCUACAGCAAGCAUGGAUUUGGGAAAGAGAAAUGGGAAUAAGAGAAGAUGGGAGGAAGGAUCGGAUAUCAUAGUUUGAGCAAUCGAAAGAAACUUUUAUCCUUGACCUAUACUUUACUUUAUUUUAUUUUUAAUUUUUCCAUGGCCAGAAGGUGGUGAUUACUGUGAAUACUUCACUUACGUACA